AUGGUGGCAACGACGCCGGCAACUGCACCGGCAACAACGCCGGCACCUGUACCGGCAACCGCGUCUGCAGCGGUCCUUCAAUCCGCACCUCGUGGUGGCACUCGACCACCACCAACACCAUCACGCACCACGGAGACCCUAAGGUGCCCCAUCUGUCGGCGCCCACAUCGCCUGCACCAUUGUGGCAUAUUUAGGGGUAUGCGACCCGUGCAACGGCAGCAAGUUGUCCAGGCCCAUGGGCAUUGCCAUAACUGCCUGUCACAUACUCAUGGGACAGUCACAAGGGCUGUGCCAAAUAUGCCACAGGCCGCAUCACACGCUGCUACAUCGCAGCGCGGCACGCUAAGUGAAUCGGCCACCCAUCCAGCGCGGCCGUAUACCCCGCUUCCCAUCCGCAGCUCGUGGCGGGCCCCAGCGAAGCGGAACCUCGUUGCGGCGUCGGCAGGCGGGACCAUCACCUCGACGGUCUACGGGGCUGAGCAGCGUUGUGGCAACAUUCGUUUAGGGGGGCCUAUCACCAUGGAUGUAGAUACACCAGUCGCAACCACGCCAACAGCUCGGGCUACCAAUGCGCCACGUACCGUGCCUACUCCAGCGCCCCGAACUAUGGUGGCAACGACGCCGGCAACUGCACCGGCAACAACGCCGGCACCUGUACCGGCAACCGCGUCUGCAGCGGUCCUUCAAUCCGCACCUCGUGGUGGCACUCGACCACCACCAACACCAUCACGCACCACGGAGGCCCUAAGGUGCCCCAUCUGUCGGCGCCCACAUGGCCUGCACCAUUGUGGCAUAUUUAGGGGUAUGCGACCCGUGCAACGGCAGCAAGUUGUCCAGGCCCAUGGGCAUUGCCAUAACUGCCUGUCACAUACUCAUGGGACAGUCACAAGGGCUGUGCCAAAUAUGCCACAGGCCGCAUCACACGCUGCUACAUCGCAGCGCGGCACGCUAAGUGAAUCGGCCACCCAUCCAGCGCGGCCGUAUACCCCGCUUCCCAUCCGCAGCUCGUGGCGGGCCCCAGCGAAGCGGAACCUCGUUGCGGCGUCGGCAGGCGGGACCAUCACCUCGACGGUCUACGGGGCUGAGCAGCGUUGUGGCAACGCUGCAACAGCUGCAGCGCCUUUUAGCUAA
This is a messenger RNA of Bactrocera neohumeralis, 1131 nucleotides long. RefSeq names its product mucin-5AC-like. The transcript is spliced from 2 exons. The coding region runs from base 1 to 1131 and encodes 376 amino acids. Lineage: Eukaryota; Metazoa; Arthropoda; Insecta; Diptera; Tephritidae. The record is from RefSeq and is a predicted model, not a curated record.